AUGGUGAAUAUGAAAAGUCCUUUACGGGUAUUCAUAGAGGUUUCGAUAAAGGAAUUAAUUAAGGGUUUCAGGAGGCAAAGGAUCAGAUGGAGAAAUGCGUUUCUUCUCGGUUCUAUAUUGACCACCAUUGUUGUUCUGCUUCACACACCAACGUUUUCAGUUUUCUCUGAUGAUGAUGAAGAAACUGAGUCUUCUUCUUCUUCUUCUUCUUCUUCGCCUAUUUACUUGAACGGUUCUCUGCAUUUGAAUAUCCAAAUUGUUAGGGAAGCAAAGGUUGAAAGUUUUGAUGAUCUUACAGCAACUCCUACGGUGCAAUUGAAUGCUUCUGAAGAAAGUGGAACCCUUCUUUCUACAAAAAGUCGAAAAAGGAAGAGAAGAAGGAAGAUUAAAGAUGAUCUGAUUCUCCCUGAUCCUCCACCAGCACCACGGCAUGUUCUAUCUUCUUCAGAGAGACGUGCUCUUUCCUUGCCACCCAAGAAAGCUCUUGCUUAUGCAAAACUCGAGAUUCAGCGUGCCCCGGAGAUUGUAAAUGACACGGAUCUGUUUGCUCCCCUGUUUCGCAAUCUCUCUGUUUUCAAAAGGAGCUACGAGCUUAUGGAACUAAUACUAAAGGUCUACAUAUAUCCUGACGGUGACAAACCCAUCUUCCACACACCGCAUUUGAACGGUAUCUAUGCAUCAGAAGGUUGGUUUAUGAGGUUAAUGGAGUCGAACACACAGUUUGUCACAAAGAACCCUGAGAGGGCUCACUUAUUCUACAUGCCAUACAGUGUGAAGCAGCUUCAGAAAACUAUCUUUGUCCCUGGAUCACAUAACAUAAAGCCUUUAUCGAUCUUUCUUAGAGACUACGUCAACAUGCUCUCCAUCAAGUACCCGUUCUGGAACCGCACUCAUGGAUCAGAUCAUUUUCUCGUCGCUUGCCACGAUUGGGGUCCUUACACUGUGAAUGAGCACCCGGAGCUAAGAAGAAACACUAUUAAAGCUCUCUGCAACGCAGACUUAUCAGACGGGGUCUUUGUCCCGGGAAAAGACGUUUCUCUACCGGAAACUUCCAUAAGAAACGCCGGGAGACCACUACGCAACAUCGGAAACGGAAACAGAGUUUCUCAACGUCCCAUCCUCGCUUUCUUCGCUGGAAACCACCACGGUCGUGUCCGUCCACAGCUUCUAAAACACUGGAGAAACAAAGACAACGACAUGAAAAUCUACGGUCCGCUUCCACACAGCGUAGCUAGGAAAAUGACCUACGUGCAACACAUGAAGUCAAGCAAAUACUGUCUUUGUCCAAUGGGUUACGAAGUCAACAGUCCAAGAAUCGUUGAAGCUAUAUACUACGAGUGCGUCCCCGUGGUGAUCGCCGAUAACUUCAUGCUACCGUUCAGCGACGUUCUUGAUUGGUCCGCUUUCUCAGUAGUUGUCCCGGAGAAGGAGAUCCCACGGCUUAAAGAGAUACUGUUGCAGAUUCCGAUGAGGAGAUAUCUGAAGAUGCAGAGUAACGUGAAGAUGGUUCAGAGACAUUUCUUGUGGAGCACUAAACCUAGAAAGUACGAUGUAUUUCAUAUGAUACUUCACUCCAUUUGGUUUAACCUUCUCAAUCAGAACCAAACUUCUUCUACUGAUCAUGAUCCUGAUUCCUGACAUCAUCCUUAAUUAU
This is a messenger RNA of Capsella rubella, 1654 nucleotides long. Its product is annotated as probable glycosyltransferase At5g03795. The record is from RefSeq and is a predicted model, not a curated record. NCBI's taxonomy places the organism in Eukaryota, Viridiplantae, Streptophyta, Magnoliopsida, Brassicales, Brassicaceae. The transcript has 4 exons. The coding region runs from base 1 to 1638 and encodes 545 amino acids. Gene Ontology annotation, molecular function: glycosyltransferase activity.